AAUCCCACGGCCUUCAUGUAAAUGAGGCUCUGAGAGCGAGCCUACCACCGCCCAGCAGCGUUUUGAUUCAUUGUUAAAAUGUAAAGGCCGUGACCCUGGUACUCGCACCCCGCAGCCCCAGUGCGUGGAAACCCGAGCCCAGGGAAAUGAAUGGCGUUCUCUGUCCAAGGCGGCCCUCCUUUAUGUGGACCAACCGGGAAAGAACCGCCCAGGUGGUGCGGAGCAUCUGUCCACCGUUGGCCACAGGGAGCGAGGCGGGGAGAUGACUGCCCCGUGAAGAUCCGAGGCUCCUAUGCCACGGGCGGGCUAGUGGGUGCCCCACCCUGUCCCCUCUGCGGUCCUCUCUCCUGGGGAGGAGAUGGAGCCUUCCCCUGCUGCCCCCGUGGAGACAUGAAAUUCCACAGCUCUCAGCUGAGAUUGACAACCAAGGCCUGAUCCCUUGGGAGCUUUGGAGGAAAGUCACCAGGUCCGGCCCCUUCUAGAAGGUCAGCCAGUGGCUCACAGGAGCUGCCCUGGCCUGGCUCACCCAACAUGGAGCAUGAGGCUGAGGAGGUCUCCUGGGAACCCUUCGAGGCCAAUAUGCUUACCCAGAGCUGCUGUCAAAACUGCCUCCACCCUGAGGAGGCCCAUGGAGCAAGACACCAGGAGCUGGGGAGCCCUUCCAGUGCUGAGGCGCCCUACUGCGACCUGCCCCGCUGCCCACCAGCCCCUGAGGACCUGCUCGGCGCCUCCACCUCCGAUUGCCAGGGGCCCAAGAGGGGCCUGUCCCUGACAGCAGGGCUUCCUGAGGAGGACCCCACAGCUGCCCCCAGGAGCAGGCACCAGGAGCUGGAGGCAGUGCCCUAUCUGGAGGGCCUGGCCCCCUCCCCGAGUGGCAGCUGCUACGAGGACCCCAACUCUGACACCAGCUGCAGCCCUGGCACUUCCACCCAUGACACCGGCAGGUCGUCCUCUGUGGACUGCGACACUGUGGAGAGGUGGGCGGAAGUCCCCAGCUGGGACCUGCUCGCGAUGAUCCCGCAGAGGCCCCAGGAGGGGCAAAGAGCCGAAGGUGCCCGAAGGGCCACCAGGUCCCCUACAAGAGGAGACACUGCAGGCCAGAAAAAGGAUGAUUCGGGCGCUGGGAGCCGCUGUGCCGCACAGCACUGGGCCAAGCUCCGGGGAGAAGGCCGGUACUUCUCCUUGGAGCGACAGCACUCAGCCCCUGCCCAGGCUUCCUCUGCGACACCACAGCACAGACCUCACAGCGCCACCACCCAGGCCUCUGCUCAGGCUGCUUCAGCACAGCGCGAAGCCCCCCGGGCCUCCUCCCCCCACCGAGUCGCUCAGAAGGACAGCCCUAGGCCCUCUUCCACCCAGCAGGACGCCCCCAGGGCCUCCCUCACCCAGCGGAAUACCCAGGCGACGUCAUUGCCCGCCAGAGUGAGCCCGCGGGCUAGCCCCGGAACCUCAUCCACCCAAGGACACCGUCCUCAACCGUCCUCUCCCCUCAGAGCUGCCCAGGAAGACAACCUCGGAACCUCUGCUCAACAGGACAGCCCACAGUCCUCAGUUCCCACUUCUCAGCGGGAGACCCCCAGGACAUCCUGUGCCCAGCGGGACAACCCCAGAGCCUCCUCCCCGAGCAGAGCCACCCAGCGGGACAACCCCAGAGCAUCUUCCCCCAGCAGAACCACCCAGAGGGACACCCCCAGAACCUCCUGUGCUCAGCGGAACAACCCCAGAACUUCCUCCCCGAGCAGAGCCACCCAGAGGGACACCCCCAGAGCAUCCUCCCCCAACAGAACCACCCAGCGGGACAACCCCAGAGCCUCCUGUGCUCAGCGGGACAACCCCAGAACUUCUCCCAACAAAGCCACCCAGAGGGACAACUCCAGAACUUCCUGUGCCCAACGGGACAAUCCCAGAGCUUCUUCUCCCAACAGAACCACCCAGAAGGAAAGCUCUAGAACCUUCUGUGCCCAAUGGGACAACCCCAGAACCUCCUCCCCCAGCAGAACUACCCAGAGGGACACCCCCAGAACCUCCUCUGUCCAACAAAUCGCCCCCAGAACCUCUCCUGCCCAACAAGCCAACCCUAAAGCCUCCUGUACCAGGUGGGAGCACCUCAGGAGCACCUGCACCCAGCGGGACUCCCCACAUUCCUCCUUCGUUCAGCGGGACGGCCCUGGGACUCCCGGCUUUCAGACCAGUAUCCCAAAGGACAACCCUGGACCACCAUCUCCCUGCCGCUCCACCCAAAGAAACAGCCCCAGGAAUCCUUCUCCCCACCGCACCAACAGAGACAUCCCCUGGGCUUCCUUCCCACUCCGGCCAACUCAGAGUGACGGCCCCCGAUCCUCUUCUCCAUCCCGCUCCAAGCCAAGUGAGGUGCCCUGGGCAUCCGUGUCCCUCCGGCCAACCCAAGGUGACAGGCCUCAGACCUCCUCUCCCUCCAGACCAGCCCAGCGGGACCCACCCCAGACUUCUGCUGGCCCCUCCCAGCACACCUUGCCCUCAGGGGCCACCUCUUCUACCCACAAUCCUGGCCACCUCAGUGCCUGGCGCAUGUCCUCGCCUCUGUACCCUGGGGCCCGUGGGGCACCCCAGUUCUCUUCCGGGCCCUUCCAGCCAACGUGUGCCGUGUGCAUAGGACACCGCGAUGCCCCUCGAGCCUCUUCACCGCCCCGCUAUUUGCAGCAUGACCCCUUCCCCUUCUUCCCAGACCCCCAAGCCUCUGAGAUCGAGUUGCCCCACCAUGACCCGCCCCACCUGCCACCGGCUGUGUGCAUUGGCCACCGCGAUGCCCCCUGGGCAUCCUCGCCCCCUCGCCACGCCCAGUACGACCCCUUCCCCUUCCUCCCAGACACAUCAGAUACCGAAAACGAGAACGAGCCCCCGCACCACGACCCUCCUCAGUUGCCCCCACCCGUGUGCAUUGGGCACCGGGAUGCGCCUCGGGCCUCCUCCCCGCCGCGCCACUUCCCGGAGCCCUCCUUCCUGCUCCAGGAUUACCCCAGGGCCAGCACCGAGAGCCUCGUCCCUUCCACGGACUCUCUGCCCGAGCCCCCGCACAGGCCCGCCCCCGUGUGCAUCGGGCAUCGGGAUGCCCCCUCCUUCUCCUCGCCGCCGCGCCAGGCCCCCGAGCCCUCCCUGUGCUUCCAGGACCCCCCGGGGGCUAGUAUGGAGAGUCUGGCCCCCUCCACCGACUCCCUGCGCGGCUCCCCCCUGCUGCCCCCACAAGUGUGCAUUGGCCACCGAGAUGCACCCCGAGCGUCCUCCCCUCCCCGACACCCGCCCAGCGACCUGGCGCUCCUAGCGCCUUCACCUCCCCCUGGCAGCUCAGGGGGCUCCCGAGGCUCGGCAGCCCCCUGGGAAAUCAGGCACAAUUUGGAAAGGGAGGAGUACACCGUGCUGGCUGACCUGCCCCCGCCCAGGAGGCUGGCCCAGAGGGAGCCAGGACCCCAGGUACAGGGCAGCGACGGGGGCCGCACCCGCAGCCCUGGCCGCGCAGAGGUGGAGCGCCUCUUCGGGCAGGAGCGCAGGAAGUCCGAGGCACCAGGGCCCUUCCAGGCUCGGGAUGAGGGAUGGUCGCAGCGGCCCAGCCAAGGUCCAAGCCAGCUUCACCGAAGACAUUCCAGCCCCAUCCCCAGCAGGCAGGUGACCAAGCUCCCUGCCAAGCAGCCAGAGCCAGCCGCCCGUCGGAGCAGAGCAGAGGCCCCUGGGUCCAGGAGUCUUGAGAGGCGACUCCAGGCCCCCUCACCGCCCUCCAGGACACCAGCCGGACCCCCUGAGAGGGAGCCGCGCACUGAGAGACCUGCUAAAGGAAGCCGAGCCGCCUCCCAGCAGCCGCUGAGGGGGUGGCAGAGUCAGGAGGAGCUUACGGGGCCCCAGGGCUCUCACAGACACUCGGAAAGAAGUUGGAGCCACCACGAGAAAGGCCCGGGGCCUGAGGGCUGGCCAGGACUUGGGGAGCCCAGCCCGGGGGCUGCCAGAAGCCUGGAGGGAACAUGGAGGGACCUUCCCAGGGAGUACAGGGACGGCUGGGGGCAGUCAGAGGCCUGGAAGGAGGAGCCCCCCAGUAAUGGGCUUCAGGACCCCCUCCAGGAGCCGGCCCAGGGGGGCUGGGGCAGCCUGCAGGAGCUGUCCAGUCCCCAGCAGCCUGUGACUCCCCCAGAGAGUUCCUGGGCAGGCCCCGAAGACUUCUCACACCCUCCGCAGCCAGGGACACCCACUGCCCUGGGCUGGAGGGGAGAGGGAGCAUGCCCACACCUUCCCGGCCCCGAGAAGCCGCCUGACCUCGACUGGAGGGACUUGCUGGGCCUCCUCCGGGCACCUGGGGAGGGGGCCUGGGCCCGACUCCCAAGGCUGGACUGGGAAGGUCUCCUGGAGCUCUUGCAGGCCCGGCUGCCCCACAAGGACCCAGCCAGACACGGGGGUGACCCUGCCAGGACUUCAGGACCAGAGCUGGUCCCCCCGGGCACAAAAGAUGCCCCAGAGCCAGAGCGACACAGCCAACCCAAAGACUGGAUGGAGGCCACUCGAGUGAAUGGACAUAUCCCCGGGCAGCGGCCCCAGAGCCCGGCCCAGCCACCUUGCCCUGCCUGCACCUCCACCUCCACCCAGUGGCCAAAGACCAAAGUGACAAGUGACCUAGAGAUCUCAACUCUGGAGCAGAUAGGCCACCUGGGGAGCAGCAGCCCCCCAGUGCUGGAGCACCCGGAUGAGGAAGGCGCGAGUCUGGAGGAGAAGGACUCCGAGGCCCCGCCUUGUCCACAGUUCCAACCAGAGGAGCGUGAGGCAUCAGAACCAGGCAAAGGCCAAGAUUUACUGACUGACCAGAAGCAGGCAGACCCGGCAGACAAGAGGCCAGCAGAGGGCAAGGCUGGGAGCCCACUCAAGGGCCGACUGGUGACCUCAUGGCGGAUGCCCGGGGACCGACCCACGCUGUUCAAUCCGUUCCUGCUGUCUCUGGGGGUCCUCAGGUGGCAAAGGCCCGACCUGCUCAACUUCAAGAAGGGAUGGAUGUCGAUCUUGGAUGAGCCUGGAGAGUGGAGGAAGCACUGGUUCGUGCUGACAGAUUCAAGCCUCAAGUAUUACAGGGACUCCACAGCAGAAGAGGCAGAUGAGCUGGACGGCGAGAUCGACCUGCGCUCCUGCACGGACGUCACGGAGUACGCGGUGCAGCGCAACUAUGGCUUCCAGAUCCACACCAAGGAUGCUGUCUAUACCUUGUCGGCCAUGACCUCAGGUAUCCGGCGGAACUGGAUCGAGGCUCUGAGGAAGACUGUGCGUCCAACUUCAGCGCCAGAUGUCACCAAGCUCUCGGAGUGCAAUAAAGAGAACACGCUGCACGGCUAUGGCUCCCAGAAGGGCUCCCUGAAGGCUGGGGAGCAGCGGGCCGGCCCCCGGAAGGCGGAUGGGCCUCGGCAGGCCCUGGACUAUGUGGAGCUGUCCCCGUUGACUCAGGGCUCCCCGCAGCGGGCCCGCGCUCCCGACCGCCCGGCCAAGCAGGAGGAGCUGGAGCGGGACCUGGCCCAGCGCUCGGAGGAGCGCCGCAAGUGGUUUGAGGACAGCCGGGCCCCCGAGGUGCCCGCCGGCGAGGGGCCGCGCAGGAGCCUGGGCGCCCCGCUGACGGAGGACCAGCAGAGCCGGCUCAGCGAGGAGAUCGAGAAGAAGUGGCAGGAGCUGGAGAAGCUGCCCCUGCGGGACAACAAGCGGGUGCCGCUCACCGCCCUGCUCAACCAGAGCCGAGGCGAGCGCCGCCCGAGCGACAGCCACCACGAGGCCCUGGAGAAGGAGGUCCAGUCUCUUCGAGCCCAGCUGGAGGCGUGGCGCCUCCGAGGGGAGACCCCUCAGAAUGCAUGCAGGUCCCAGGAGGAUGGCCACGUCCCCCCAGGCUACAUCUCCCAGGAGGCCUGCGAGCGCAGCCUGGCGGAGAUGGAGUCCUCGCACCAGCAGGUGAUGGAGCAGCUGCAGCGGCACCAUGAGCGCGAGCUGCAGCGGCUGCAGCAGGAGAAGGAGUGGCUGCUGGCCGAGGAGACGGCGGCCACGGCCUCAGCCAUCGAAGCCAUGAAGAAGGCCUACCAGGAGGAGCUGAGCCGCGAGCUGAGCAAGACGCGCAGCCUGCAGCAGGGCCCAGACGGCCUCCGGAAGCAGCACCAGUCGGACGUGGAGGCUCUGAAGCGGGAGCUGCAGGUGCUGUCGGAGCGCUACUCGCAGAAGUGCCUGGAGAUCGGGGCGCUGACGCGGCAGGCCGAGGAGCGCGAGGACACCCUGCGCCGCUGCCAGCAGGAGGGCCAGGAGCUGCUGCGCCACAACCAGGAGCUGCACACCCGCCUGUCGGAGGAGAUCGACCGGCUGCGCAGCUUCAUCGCCUCCCAGGGCACCGGCAACAGCUGCGGGCGCCCCGAGCGGAGCUCCUGUGAGCUGGAGGUGCUGCUGCGAGUGAAGGAGAAUGAGCUCCAGUACCUGAAGAAGGAGGUGCAGUGUCUGCGGGACGAGCUCCAGGGGAUGCAGAAGGACAAGCGCUUCACCUCCGGAAAGUACCAGGACGUGUACGUGGAGCUGAACCACAUCAAGACGCGGUCAGAGCGGGAGAUUGAGCAGCUGAAGGAGCACCUGCGCCUGGCCAUGGCCGCCCUGCAGGAGAAGGAGUCCACGCGCAACAGCCUGGCGCAGUAGAGUCCUCCUGGUCCAGUCCAGCUGCAGACCCUCCAGCCCAAGGGACCAAUAGCCCUCUUUCCCUGAUGGAUGGAGUCAGAAGCCAAGCUUUCUCGCCACCUGUGGGCCGCGCAUGCACGUGUACACACACACACACACACACACACACACACACACACACACGUGCACACUCUGCGGAUCUGAGCGCGCCCUGCACUGGGUCUUACCUGGCACCUUCUUCAGGAUUUUAUAUGUGAAGAGAUUUUUAUAUAGUUUUUUUCUUGCAGAACACUUUAUACUUUUUAAAAAGCAAUUCCUGGUGGUGUGUGCCCCGGCACUGAGUCCCCUGUGUCUAGUCCCCUGCUGGGGCGUCGGCUGUGGCCCUGCCCGGGGUCACAGAGGAGGCCCAGGCAGCAGCCAGGCAGGUGGCCCUGGUGAGGAGAGGCGCGAGCCAGCACCCUCCUCCUGCCUACCUCCCACUAACUACUUCCUGCCCUGGGUGGACCCACACCCGGGACUCUGGACAGAGGGACCGAGGGAGCCAGCAGCUGCCCCACGGCCCACCUCCUCCUCCAAGGGGUGCUGGGCAUGGAAACGCUGGCGCCACCCAUGAGGCGCUUCUCUCCUGCUCUGUGAACCUCCUUAACUUAAUAAAACGUUCCAGCAAC
Molecule: messenger RNA, 7310 nt
Organism: Ictidomys tridecemlineatus (thirteen-lined ground squirrel)
Lineage: Eukaryota; Metazoa; Chordata; Mammalia; Rodentia; Sciuridae
Source: RefSeq, a predicted model, not a curated record